AUGACCGAAGAGAAAAAACUGCGUCACCUGAUGCGAGGAGUCAAACAGGACUUAUUCGCAGGGUUGGUUCGCAACCCACCACGCACCGUUGCCGAGUUCCGCAGCGAAGCCACGACCAUAGAGCGCGCAUUGCAGCAGCGCUCUCGUCACUACAACCGUGAUGCCAGUAGUGUACCUGCAGAGGUCCUUUCGACAAGCAUGGGCAGCAACAGCGAAGCGCUGAGGGAAAUGGUACGAUCCAUUGUAAAGGAAGAGCUUCGAAAGCUUCUGCACCCACAAGUUACGCCGACAGUCUCAACUCUUGCCACUGUUAUUCGGGAUGAAGUUCGUCACGCCAUUCUGCAAGCGGAACCCGAGGCGCAACCUGUUCGACUCGAACAGCCAUUGCAGGAACGUCGAGUACCAACGUACGCCGACGCUUUGCGCCAACCCGUCGUGCACAGUGCUUCGUUUGCAGCCCCCGAGCAGCAUCCAGGCUGUCAACAAACUGCGGACUGCGGCAAGCCGUUGCUGGAGUGCGUCGACAGACAGUGCCGCUGCGUGCCACCCAACGUACCACAGACCGAUGGCGACUGCGGGCCCCCACAGAGGGAUGUUCAUGCAGAGCCACCACCAUCUAAGUCCACGUGGCUAUCGCCCCUGGCCUUUCUUUUCUCCAUCCUGCUUCUUAUGACAUGCACAGUCUUCGUUACCAGGUACCGCAAGGACGAAGAUGCUCUGGACGAGGACGAGAUGUCCGAGGCAGGCGCAGGUGGCGCCAGAGUCGCGUCCUGGUCUGCCGCCAAGGCCGCCGCCUCGUCAUCGGUCGCCAGAGUGCAACAGAGGGCUUCGCCGCCGGGUAGCGCAGCGAGCCAACAAGGUUCGUUCGAGCCGAAGUCGCCUGAACCAGACACUGGGCCGGAAAGAGAGGCUUCGAGUAGGGGCCAACUUCACGACGUCGAGGAGAGCGAGAGACGUACCAUGUCUGCGUCAUCCGUGCCUGAGAGCGAAGAAGCCAAGGCGCGUAGUCGCGAAGAGUGCGCGCUGCAGCAAAGAGGGAGACUCGUGACGGGCCCCGAGGACGCCACGUCCAAUGACGCCCGGAAGUAUGACGCAGCUCCCAUGUCAUGCGAGUCAACAAACUUGCAAAGGCGGCCUUCAAGCACGCCUAACCCUAUCAAGCAGCUGAGCAGAUGCUCGAGUGACGGUAUCCAGUUGCCGGAGUUUGUGCGUAGCCCGACGCAGCAAGGUGGCGACGUGGGCUGGCCCGACAUGGUUCCCGUACAGCGUAUUCGCCGCGGUCUGCAGUUGCUGGGAAGCGCACCGCGCAGGGACCAGCUGCAACAUUUACUGGACGGCCGAGACCUGUUCGAGCGAGAGGAUGACAGCGCCGAUGUCGACCAACAGCAGCUGCUGGAGCCGCCAAGGGAAGACGUAAUGUGUAAGACAGUGCAGACCGAUAUCACGCUUGCACCAGCCAUAGUGCCAUUCGCGGCGUUGGACAGUGCGCUCUGGCCGCUGUCCCCUUCACGUUGUGAUACGUGGCCGCUUCCUCCAUCACGGUGCGAAACCGCCACUUCCAAGGUUUUGCCGCUGCUCACCGUGGAUUGCGGAGACUACAAGACAGGCAGGAGCGCUGGCCUUGAACCUGGAUCCUCAGAUCUCUUCCUACCUGAGCGACACCAAAAGCCACUGGCCACCAUGGACGCACCACUGGUGCAUCAGUCCCCAAACAAGGGCUUCAGUGGCGGCGCGGGUGCUGCGUCGGCGCAAGAAGCCAAGGGCCUGCCAAUUCCGUGUUCAGUAACUUUGCGAGUGAGGGCAUCCGGAGAAGGCCCCUCCACAAGCUCACAGCAGCCGCAGUCUGAAAAAUCACGCUCAGAAGUUCGGGAGUCGUCAGCAGGGCACUCAUCUCCCGCUUGUGUAGAAAAGAACAAGUCACGCUACUCCAUCCGGCACGCAUCGAGUAGUGAACUGGACAGAUACGGCAGUGAAGCAGCCGCAGAUAACAAGAUGGCGUCAGCGGCGGAAACCACUGCGCGUGGAGUGAUGCGAGGCAUCGAGGAGGCGUCUGCAUCCGUUGACCCAACAUCGGAGCCGCCUUCCGAGCUGAUGGGAUGCUGCAGAGGUCGUGCCACGAAUCGUCCGUCGGAGAAGGCUCGUCGCAAGGCGGUUGGGUCACUGAACCCGGAGCUGCCCACCCUCGUCUACAACGCCAGUCCGCAUCCGGCCACGGUUAAAGCCUGGGACAUCGACUGGGACGCCGACUUCCACGCCUGUGCCUCCGCAACGCCUCGCCUCUGGGACAGAACACCGCGAAUGGUGUCACUGAACCCGGAGCUGCCCACCCUCGUCUACAACGCCAGUCCGCAUCCGGCCACGGUUAAAGCCUGGGACAUCGACUGGGACGCCGACUUCCACGCCUGUGCCUCCGCAACGCCUCGCCUCUGGGACAGAACACCGCGAAUGGUGUCACUGAACCCGGUGCUGCCCACCCUCGUCUACAACGCCAGUCCGCAUCCGGCCACGGUUAAAGCCUGGGACAUCGACUGGGACGCCGACUUCCACGCCUGUGCCUCCGCAACGCCUCGCCUCUGGGACAGAACACCGCGAAUGGUGUAA
This is a messenger RNA of Rhipicephalus sanguineus (brown dog tick), 2601 nucleotides long. RefSeq lists its product as uncharacterized. Lineage: Eukaryota; Metazoa; Arthropoda; Arachnida; Ixodida; Ixodidae. The coding region runs from base 1 to 2601 and encodes 866 amino acids. The transcript has 13 exons. The record is from RefSeq and is a predicted model, not a curated record.